AUGAGUAUGUUCUCUCGGAUUGUAGCUGGUGUUGCAAGGCGGGAGGCUUCAAUAAAUACCCUCGCUCUCCCAUCGGUACAUACCCGACUUAUAUCUGGUAGCAGCGGCAUCGACAAAUAUGUCGCACCCUACCCAACCCUCCCAAGGAUCGAGCCCAGCAGUUCUCCGACUCAUGCAGCCCAAUCUACUGGAAGUUCGUCUGAUAUAUUCAGCGGACUGACUACUGCCUUGCUCUCCACAGAAAUAACCCCAAGUGACCGUUGGAUCAGUGUUCACGAUGGUGUACUCAGGGAACCAAAAGCGCCAGGAAAUGUCUAUACCGGACGGUCAGUCCCAGUCACCGAUUUGAUGGACGUCCCCUCAGCAUAUCGACGGCUGCAUUCGAUAUUAAACCGAAACCGGGUUCGGUCGGAGCUCUAUCUCCAAAGGCGCUAUGAGAAACCUUCGGAUAGGGAGCGAAGGUUGAAGAGUGAACGGCAUAGACGAAGGUUUGCUGCUUGGGCGUGGUUAAGCAGCAAGGCGCAAGUGUUGGCCGCGGGUGGGUAG
Messenger RNA from Rhizoctonia solani, 546 nucleotides. Its product is annotated as ribosomal protein S21. Bases 1 to 546 code for a protein of 181 amino acids. The record is from RefSeq and is a predicted model, not a curated record. Gene Ontology annotation, cellular component: ribosome; mitochondrial small ribosomal subunit. Gene Ontology annotation, molecular function: structural constituent of ribosome. The transcript is spliced from 3 exons. Gene Ontology annotation, biological process: mitochondrial translational initiation; translation. Lineage: Eukaryota; Fungi; Basidiomycota; Agaricomycetes; Cantharellales; Ceratobasidiaceae.